Messenger RNA from Tachysurus fulvidraco (yellow catfish), 2624 nucleotides. RefSeq lists its product as uncharacterized. The transcript has 11 exons. NCBI's taxonomy places the organism in Eukaryota, Metazoa, Chordata, Actinopteri, Siluriformes, Bagridae. Bases 131 to 1039 code for a protein of 302 amino acids. The record is from RefSeq and is a predicted model, not a curated record.
UCUAUUGUUCGAGAAUCCAUUUGAGCGAAAGUCCAUUUGUUUGAUUAGAACAGAAUGUCUUGUUGUUGACAGUCUGUAUUCAAGUAGAAUACAGACUAAAUGUUUUAUCAGAAGUAUAGCGUUAAAGAAGAUGCAGACUUUCAAGACAGUGAAGAAAAAACGGGUGCGGUUUACAACAUCCUCUCCACAGACGUGUCCUCUUCAGAGGUCUCCUUCAGUGGCAUCCGGAGACGCACACAUAGCUUCUAGUAACCCUUCUGAAUGUGCUCCAGAAGUUCUCACAGUUGAGGUACAGCACAUCCUCAGAAGAAGAGGUCCUGCUGUACCUCCCACCAUAAUUACAGGUCCUAAUGUCACGUCUGGAAUUGCUCCAGAAAUUCUUGUGGCUGACGGAGAUCACCUCACCAGGGGCAGAGGUCCUACUCCACUCACUGUUCCCACAAAUUCACCUGCUUCGAAGAAAACGCCACGACAGUUGGCCUCGACGUUUCAUUGCAGAACUGAUGCACCUUUUAUAUACCCGAAUGAUUACACUGAAUACCAGGCUGCCUUCGUUGCCAAGGAAAAUCGGACCUUUCUGUUGCCACCCAAGAUGUGCCAUGCUCCACAGACACUCACUCGUCAGGCUGUUAAAAACAAAGAGCUAGAGCCCAGUGUAGUGCAGCAGAGGAAGACUUUUGGAAAUGCUCUGGAUCACAACAAGCGCCACGCUCCUGCUCGGCCCACUGGCUCCCGAAAAAAACGUGUGUUGCAACCGGUCCAGCAGGAGACUGUGCAGUGUAUAUUACCUCAUGGAGCUUGUGUAGACGCAUCAUGGACUGAGUGGGUGACGAAUUAUAAGGAAAACUUUUAUUUUUCACAUAAUGCCUGCUCCUCGUCUUCGCCGAGAAAAUCUGCACCCCGUCCGCCCUCAAACCUUAGGAAGCUUAGACCUGCUACUCAACGCACUGAAUACCAGGCUGCAUUCGGUCCUAAGGUCCUCUCUGCUAAGUUUGACUUCCGUCUGUUCAUACAGCUCCAUGGAAACGGGUCAAAGUAGGUCGCCUGGGGCCAAAUGUAAAAUUACGAACAGCCUUCACAAAGAAUGACAAGUAUUUUUCCAUUUAAUAUGAGGACACCUCAUCUCGGAUCAGCUUGAAUCCCGACGAGUCCAAGAGAAAAAAACUCUCCAUGACCCUGAGAAGAGAGGGGUGGUGUACUCUCUCUCCUUCAUCAAACACACCGACAAUAACCAGCUAUGGCCUCUGUGGGCUCAUGUGGGCAGAGCUGUGAGCAGACAAACUGAGAAUAACAUGAGGAAAAUCAGAGUUUGUGAAUCCUGGAAGUGAUUGUUGAUCUUGAAGGUGGCUUGAACGAUGGGUCGGAAUUGGCAAUCCUGAUCACUUCUUUCAGGCCCUGGUCAGCAACGAUGUUGAUUGGACAGCAGUCCUUGGCAAUCUGGCUGACGUUUGUCUUCUCACACGCCAUAUACACUGAUCCAGUGUGGGUUGUUGCACACUAAUUGAUUUGCUAGUAGAACCUGUGAUGUGUUUUGUUUUUAAAUUCUAUUUUAAACUCUUAUGAGCUUCGAUGGUAGGCCAGUACUUGAUUACAGUGUUUGCACAAAACUUUGCAUUUAUCCAGAGUGCCAUCCAGUUUUCUUUUAAAAGAGUAAAUUCUGCCAACCUGAGUUAUUGGUGCUUGUGCCACUGUUGUGCCGAGCCCAAAUAUCAUCCAUGUGACGUGAAUUAUGUUAAUGAUGCACCUUUGUCUGUUUCAGUAAUUUAUUUGCAGGAUUUGUGUUAAAUAAUUUUAACACCAUAAGGAUGUUGUAUUAAUUGGAGAGCGCUAAUGUAAUCACACUAAUAAUUUUAUUCUUUUUAACACUUAGUUAACACAUAGUUUAUUCAUAUCUACACAUUUAUAUAUCAUUUCAUUAUCCUUUCAUCUUUUUUAUCUGCCCCGGACACCUGCUUGAAUUGGCUGUGGCAUUCAAGCAAGGAAAGGUUGUUAAAUGGCCCAAAGUGUGCAAAAAAACAUUCCUCUGACUCAACCGUCUGGGUGCCUGAACAGAAAUCAGACCAGGCUACGUUUUUGCAGUCUUCAUCUUGUUUCAUCUUCCACUUUUUCCAGUGCGCACUACACAAUCAACUUUCUGUUCUUAGUUGAAAGAAGUGAAACCUGAUGUGUUUUUGCUGUUGUAGCUAGACCAUCUGCCUCAAUAUUUGUUGUGCAUUCUGAGAUGCUUUUCUGUUCAUCACAAGUGUACAGAGUGGUUAUCCUGUAUCCUUUCUGUCCGCUUGAACCAGUCUGGCCGUUCUUCAUUGAUCCUUCUCAAUAGAAAUGUCACCCAGAGUUAUUGCAGCAUUCUGAAUAAGCUCUAGAGACUGUUGUUUGUAAAAAUCCCAGGCAGUUCCUGUCUACUAGCAACCAUCACAACAUCAGAAUGACUUAGAUCACAUUUUUCCCAUUCUGAUAUCAUGCAGUGUAUAUCAUGAUCAUGAGACAUUCAGUAUAACUUCAUACAAGUGAAGACGAUUCCACGGCCAUUACUGCAGAGAGCAUGAGGGAACGGAAAAGGAGGGAAAAUCAUUAGUGUUGCAAAACACAAAUAAAGUUCCCAACCCUUCUUUACCUGAAACAGU